AUGUCGGAGCGCAAACUCGGAGUGGGCAUCCUCGGGGCAGCGAGGAACGUGCCUUUCUCGGUGCUACAACCGUUGAGACAAAAUCCAGAUUUGGCCGCCAGGAUCAACAUCGUUGGUCUGGCCUCCCUACAGAAGGCGGAGGCCGAAACGGCCAGCAAGGAUUGGGGCAUUGCCAAGGCCUACGCUAGCUUCGAGGAGCUGCUGUCUGAUCCUACAGUGGACGCCGUAUACAACGUUCUACCAGCAGCUCAUCGGUGUCACUGGACCGUCAAAGCCAUUCAAGCAGGGAAGCAUGUGCUCUGUGAGACUCCGUCAGUGCUAAAUGGCCGUGAGGCCGUCAUCGUGCAGAGGGCUGCAGAGGAUGGAGGCCGCGUCCUUUUGGAGGGCACGCAUCCUACGAGCCACCCUGUGACCAAGCGAGUUCGGCAGAUGAUCCUGGAGGGGAAGAUAGGGACUCUGGAGUACAUCGACCUGGACAUGCCAGUGGGUCACUCACUCCAAGGCAAGGUUGUCUGCUCCAAGACUGGUGCGCUGAUGGGCGUCGGUGUCCACGGAGUGGCCAUCGUGCGUGCUCUGAGUGGAGACGAGCCAACGGUGAUCAGUGCGACGGCGCAGCAGUCGCCCGACGACCCGGGGGUCGAUGCAGCCAUGAGUUGCAACCUUCGCUUCCAAAGCGGUGCGGGUGCUCACAUCGGAUGUUCCAUUCUUCCCCAGAUGGCCAAGUCGCCGACGAGCCUGUUCUUGACAUUGGUGAGAG
Molecule: messenger RNA, 757 nt
Organism: Symbiodinium necroappetens
Lineage: Eukaryota; Dinophyceae; Suessiales; Symbiodiniaceae
Source: the annotation of a GenBank genome assembly